This is a messenger RNA of Tripterygium wilfordii, 1560 nucleotides long. RefSeq lists its product as uncharacterized. The record is from RefSeq and is a predicted model, not a curated record. The transcript has 2 exons. Bases 1 to 966 code for a protein of 321 amino acids. NCBI's taxonomy places the organism in Eukaryota, Viridiplantae, Streptophyta, Magnoliopsida, Celastrales, Celastraceae.
AUGGCGCUUAUGUUGCUCUCUAUCAGAGUCUUCUUCAUUUCCAUCGGUGUGCUGUCUUUGGCUUUGUUUUUGAAAUUAUGUGUUCCAUUGGUGACGGAGUUCUCGGCUCGUCAGGCAUUGAUUUGGCUCCUCUCCUGGCUCAAGCCUCCGUAUCUCUACUUCAUCAUCAACGGAAUCAUCAUCAUCAUCGCCGCCUCCUCGCGUUUCCAUAAGAAUCGCGAGGAAGAUUAUCCUGAGCAAGUAUUUGUGCCGGCGAAGAUGUCGACUAAUCCGGUGCCAGAGUUCGGUUACUCUGAGCAGGUUUCAACGGUGAUUCGAUCUGAUUUCCACUUGACAUCGGCUGCGGAUGAUGAUUUCGUGUAUGAACAGAGCGAGGCGGAGGAAGAGAGUAGGACUUUUGAGGACAAGAGUAUUGUGGUGCUGAAUGGAUCUGCGGACGUUGAUGAGGAGGAAGCGCUUCCGAUCUCCAGGUCGGCGUGGGUCCUGCCUAAGAGGGGAGAUCAGCCUGAGAUUCCGGAAAUUCUUUUGCCGGCGGAGAAAAUUUCGGCUCCGUUCGGUCACCGGGAACCGGUUAAAGCCAUUCCUGAAGGUGGAAAAGCUUCGAAGGUCUCGAAACCGCAGCGCCACGAGACGCUCGAGAACACAUGGAAGGCGAUAACGGAUGGCCGUGCGAUGCUGUUAACUGGGCAUCUAGAGAAGUCAGACGCGUGGGAGAAUCAUGGCCGUCGCAGCAGCUUUGACGUGGAGGACCCACCUCUGGUGAAGAAAUCAGAGACGUUCACGGACAGGACCAAUUACGAGACGCCACCUGCGACAGAAUCUCCUGUGGAGCCGAGGAAAGAACCGUCUGUGAGUCAGGACGAGUUGAACAGGCGAGUCGAGGCGUUCAUAAAGAAAGUCAAUGAGGAGAUGAGGUUGCAGAGGGAAGAAUCCUUGAAUCAUCAUAAGGCAAUGGUUGACCGUUGAAGCUAUUGAUUGUGCUUCCCUUUUUAAAUGGAGUUAAUACUGAUGGGAUAGAUACUAGAUAGAGAGUAAGAGUAGAGUGUGAUACAGAUGGGGUUUUCAAUAUGUGAUGAUCAUAUAGGUGUAAAAUCGUGUGUAAAGAAUGAAACUUGAUGUUUGUUCUUUGAUUCAUAUUUUAAAGGAACAAGUACAGUACGGUAUAAUCGUAUUGUGUGGUGUAUUUAGUAGUGUUUCACCUUUUCUUCUUUUUAACCCCACUUUCGUCUCCUUUUCUUUUGCUUUCUUUUUCUUUUACAGGAUGAUAUAAACACUUAUUAUACCCUUUUUAACUGACCAGUCCUAGAUUCUCCCGUCUUCAUCAGUGGACAGUGGCCCCCAGUCCUGAACCAGAGAGGGAUACUGGAGAAGAGUGUAAAUUCCUUGGCUGAAAAGUUGGCCCCAUUGAGCCGAUUCAAGCAAUCUGUCUUUCAACUGUGGUCGUGAUCAACUGGAUCCUCUGCUUCAGCUUGGGCCUGGAUUGUAAUCCUAAGUCCUAACAAUUGUUUUCCGAUACUGGGCUUCAAAAUUUUUUGAGUCAAAACAUAGGGACCCCUAAGG